GCUGCUUCUUACAGAGCAUCAGCCCUGUGCAGCGGAAGUACACGCAUCUGUACACAAGCACACAAACACCUACAAAAGCCAGAAGUGAGGACCUGUGGCUCUCCAUCCCGGAAAAAAAAACAUCUGCAUCCUGUCGAACACAGGAGUCAGACACCAUGAUCAAACGCAAACUGAGCUUCAAGUGGUUUGGUAGUCUCACCAACCUCAGGCGGAAAUCAGAUGCCCAGAAGGACGAUGAAGCAAUCAAAGAAAUGUCCGCUGACGAUAUGGGCAUGAAUCCACGGAGCCAGAACUAUGCCAGCUCCAGUGAAAUGUACACGCACAUGGGCACCAUGCCGCGUCACUCGAAGAAGGACAAAAGCUUGAAGAAGAGCAAGUCCAAGGACAAGAACACCGUCAGUCAGAGUCAAAGCGUGAGACCUGCACAAGACCAUGUAGUUGAUUCACCCCUUCUCAGCGUACUCCAGGGCCUGGAGGUCCUGGAACACCCCAUUAUAGAGGACAAACCAAGUGCUGGGACCAAAGAUAGUCGCAUCCAGAAUCGUGACCUUCCACUACCACCAACUGUGGAUGGACACUCAACAAAGCUGGAAGAUGAACAUAAGGAGCCUGUAGUUGUCUCCAAGCUACAUGUUGAUCCAACGAGUGCAUAUCUAGAACCUUCACCAGAUCUGUGUCUGAGCGAAGAGUUAACGGUCCAGCCAGUGCUGCCCAAGAAAAAACAUAAAGAAGAAGAUGCCUCCCUGAAAGGUGCUGAGAAGCUCCAGGUGGACAGUAACUUGAUUCAGUUGCCUCUGAAGAUGAGCAGCCAGAUGGAGCAGAAGACAGAAGUAGAAGAAGAUGCUAAUAUAGAAUCAGACUGUAAACAAGACAGUCAGGAAAAGAUGGAGCCUAACAGACAGCUGGACACCACAAACAACAAAGGAGAAUAUGUGGAACAGAUGGCAGCCAUACAUCCUGCUUCAAGACUACAAACUUCACAGUCCAGAGUCAUUACACCUAAAUUUGACUGCAAAGCACAAGAGGGAGAAGAAGUGCAGAGAAAAGACAGAACGAGAGAGAAACAGGAGAGAAGGGGGGAGGAUACAAAGAUUGAGUUCUCCAAGGAGAAGUACCUGCUGGAGUCACCCCCGGAGAAACUCAGGAAGGAGCUCGAGGAGGAACUCAAACUUAGUAGCAGUGACAUGAGGAGCCAUGGCUGGUACCAUGGCCAUAUUCCACAAGAGGCUUCAGAAACUUUGGUUCUACGUAGCGGCGACUUCCUCGUACGGGACUCCCUGUCGACCGUGGGCGACUAUGUCCUCACGUGUCGCUGGCAGCAGGAAGUGAUUCACUGUCGGAUCAGUAAAGUCCUGGUCAAAAGUGGACAAACCAAAAUCCAGUACAUGCUGGAGCAUGAGAGCUUCGACUCUGUCCCCACACUGGUCAGGCACCAUGCUGGCACGGGUCGACCCGUGUGCCCACGUACCGGAGCCCAACUGCUGUGUCCGGUCAACCGAACGCUGCCGCUAAGGUACCUGGAAGCGACGUUUGCUUUAGCUGGUGGGAGACCAGGAUCUGCACAUUCACCAUCAGCCCAGAGGGGGGCGCACAUCAAGAGACGUAGUGUUACUAUGACAGAUGGACUGACGACAGAGAAGUUAAUUCCUCACAGUGCCACCCAGUCUACAGAGCCAGAUGAGCCUCAGACAGUCGAGCCAGUGGUGAAACCAGCGGAGGGCAGCAGCUGCCCCUCUACAGUGCACCAUAAGGAUGCCAUGAGGAACUGCGCCAUGAGCAUGGAUCAGAUCCAAGAGUACCGCUGCCCACUGUCCCCUGUGGGGGAAGCACCUCUAUCCCCUGCCUACAGCUCCAUUUCCCGCCACAGACAUGGCUCAGGUGGGCGUGUCCUCGCUGUGAUCCCGCCUUCUCCAGUGAUGCGGCGCUCUAGCGAUCCCCAUCUCUCGCCAUCCUCCUCCAAUAACAACCUUCCCUGCUCAGACACGCCCCUUAGCACUCACUCCACGCCUGCCCAUGGUUACCCAUCCGAGAGUUCAGAGCAAGGCGGCAGCUACUGUGAGCUGAGACCCGGACAAGCCCCCACUCCCACCUGCAAGAGCUAUGUAGAGAGGCUGAGGGUGGAGGAGGGCCAAAGCCCGGGCUCUGGAGCUCAAGAUGGGGUGGAGGGCUUCAUGCUCCCCCUGGUGGAGACCAGCUCCUCCUUCAAGCCUGGGAAAUACCAGUCGACUCUUCUGCCAGCUGAGAAUAAACCUCUAGAGAUGAGCGUGUUGAAGAGGGUGAAGGAGCUGCUGGCGGAGGUGGAUCCCAAAACAGCCGCCAAGCACAUUACCAAGGCCGACUGCAUGGUUGCUAGGAUACUGGGCGUUACCAAGGAGAUGCAGAGGAUGAUGGGAGUGAGCUCGGGGCUGGAGUUGCUGACUCUUCCGCAUGGACACCAGCUGAGGCUGGAUCUGCUGGAGAGGUUUUACACCAUGUCUAUAAUGAUGGCGGUUGACUUGUUGGGUUGUACGGGCAGCACAGAGGAGAGAGCCGCCCUCCUGCAUAAAACCAUCCAGCUGGCUGCUGAACUCAAGAGCAACAUGGGCAACAUGUACGGAUUCGCUGCGGUCAUGAGAGCCCUGGAGCUGCCGCAGAUCUCACGGCUGGAGCAGACGUGGAUAACACUGCGACAGAGACACACAGAAGGGGCCAUCCUCUAUGAGAAGAAACUCAAGCCAUUCCUGAAGGCUAUGAAUGAUGGGAAAGAGACCUGUGUCCUCUCCAACACCUCUUUCCCUCACGUGGUGCCGGUGUUGUCCCUGCUGGAGCGCGGUGUGGCGGCAGGGGAAGCGCUGGAGUCAUGGGAGAGUGUGGAGUCUGGUGUGGACGUGGUCAUGAGUCACCUGGAGGCAGCGCGCACCAUCGCUCACCACGGAGGACUGUACCGCACCAACACUGAGAGCAAACUACAGGAUUUCCAAGAGCGGAAGGAGAUUCUGGAAAUCUUCUGUACAGAGUUUCAGAUGAGGCUUUUAUGGGGCAGCCGUGGCUCGGAAGGAAGUCAGGCCGAGCGCUAUGAGAAGUUUGACAAGGUCCUCACCGCUCUGUCUCACAAGCUAGAACCUCCUGUACGACACAGUGAAUUAUAGCACCCCAACACCCACAAAAUGGUAUGAUCCCUGACCUAUCUGUCAUUCCUACUCUUAAACCGGACCGUUAUGCUUUUUGGGGGGAAGCUUUACAGGCAGAAAUGGAGAACAUGACAAUGAGGGACUCAUGCAAAACAAGGCACAAAGGGGGACAGGCUCUAUGCGAGCAUGAUAGCGCCCCCUAAAGAACACAGAAGUGAACUACAGCAAUGGAAUGAAAAAGUCUAAAGCCAAAAUCUCUUCUUCAGUGGUGGGACUUCAGCGGUGACCAAGGGCACUUCGUUUUCAAAAAGAGAGAAUGUGAUGAAGUUGACUUUAACCCAAAUGGGUCUGAAUCCUAUUUUAUGUGAAUCCAUGAUUUUGUUCUCAUCAGCUUGUAUGUCAACAAAGAGCAAAGAUGUCUUGCAGAGGUGACGCGUCUCCGUACCGGAGAUGAGACUGCAUCGACGUUACAUAGUCACGAUUUAUUGCUGGAAUAGACUGAACACACACUCACUUGUCACGUGUCUGAAUGUAAGUUGCCAAAUCAUGAAUUCAAACAGAUAUCUGCUGGAUAAAGAGUCUUAUUUUUAUGCUUUUUUUUUUUUUUUUUUGGCUUCACUUUUUUUCGGUACUGUCAUGGCUUUAUCGAUCGAAAUGGAGUUGACAGUUACUGUGAGGAAUUGGGCCUUCAUUUUUAAUGAGUGUCUAACAGAUGCUCACAUUCACACUCUCUCCAGGUUUGACAGCAUUUCUCCUCACAAUGCUUUGGUGUCUGUAUGUGUUAGAGAAGAAGUGUAAGACAGAAGACAUACUGUUUUCUUUCCUCUACUUCUGUCAUUCUUCGGUUUUUAUUUUUGUCUAAAGGGGUCAUAUCAAAUUGUCCUUUAUAUUUGGAAUAAUAAAGUUCAUUCUGUAACUUUUAUAACUUAAAACUCCAGUGCAAAAAAGAGCAUUUAUUGAAACUAAAUAGCAAAAUUGGAUUCUGACUUCUGAAACACAAGUUCAUUAGCAUAUGACCGCCCACUUUACACAUAUCAACAUUGCAUAUUGGGUGUGUAAUAAUGCUUUACUUCAAAACAUCAGAAGAACUAAUAAUAGGGGUAAAACUGUGAAAGGGGUAAAAUCCACCACAUAUUGUACUGUUUUUGGUUUUGUGUAGUAUCUACAGCUCUGCAGAUCCUUCAGAAGGAUCCCAAUGUUGGAACAAGUUAAUUUUCAGUGUAAACUGUUCUAUGAAACCGUUACAUAGGGCGGCGUAAACUAUAUUAGCAAACCCAUGGCUCAUGUGUUUCUCAUUUCAAAUAUGAAGGACAUUUGCAUAAAGUCUUAAAGGCACAGCAGCACAAAAACAGCCUGUUUAAUUAUCAAUCAAAAAGAAAGUGAAAAUACUCAUGAAAAACUAAAUUAUGAAUGGUUGGGGUUCAUCAGAAAUGCACUUCUGGAAAAAUUAAAAUAGUAAAAAUCAUGAUAUGACCCCUUUAAUAUCUUUCAUGACAGACCAUGCUAAUCAAUAUGGCCAUAGCAAUGAGUUUUUAGCUUUCUUUUAGAUGCAUAAUGUAUAUUCUCAAUGAGACUGGAUCACAAUGAAUGUCACUUUGUACUAAAUUAUUUAAGAGACCCAUAUAACCAAACAUUACAGAUCAAGUCCAUGUCCGGAUCAUCCAUCCAUUACAAGUUAGAAAAUACAUCAAUUCAAGUAUUCAAAGUAAUGUUAUGGCAAUAAGUUAAAUCACAACCUGCUAUAUGGAGGCUCAUUGUGUUGAAAUGCUAAUGCAUAUUGCUCAUAUUUAGGAUUUGGAGUUAAACUAAAAAACUCCCUAUUUUGACGCACCUGUUUGUCCAACAGAUAUGAAUUAUACCUCAUAUUGUGCUAUUUAUUGAGAAGAGGUGGGCUAUUACUUUUCUAAUAAUCAUACAUAUGCUUUCCACUUCAGCAUAUAAUAAAAGAGCUAAAAUCCCAUAGACUUCAAUGAGUGAUUGGAGGGAGUGGAAAUGGGCUCUUUUGAUUUGGGCCAGCAAGUAGCCACCUAGCAACCACCCAAAACUCCCUAGCAACUGCAUAGCAACACUAUGACAUCCUGCUGGCGACUUUUGUACGAGCAAAUACCACCAUUUUCAUCAAGUUUCUGCAGGAAAAAAAAAGUUUGAAAGAGUUCAUCUAAUAAUAGCAACACAUUCAUUAACCCUUAUUAGUCCAAUACUGUUUUCAUAUUCUUGUAGAUUUAGCCAAACAAAACCCAAAGUCACAUACAUAUACCUCUGUCGGCAGUGUAAAUGUUCUACCCUUAUUUCUGGGUACCAUAAAGAGAAAAGUUCUACGUAUCUGGUUCUAACGCGAUCUAUUGUGUAUCAUAUACAGGCUGCUAUACUUCACACCCAGUCUAUCAAUGCAUACUUCCAGGGAAUUUUCUGAAGGUGUUUUUUCAGGUAUCUUAAUAAAUGCACAUCUGAAAGUAGAUGAUGCUGUCUGUCACAGAUAGGGGAGCUUUAUGGGAUAAAAAGUGGAUCGUAUGCAAUUUCACUUUUAGCCAGAAGAGGGCUCUGUUUAGUAAGCUAAAAACAGUAAAUGGAAGCAAGUUUUGAACCUUUUGAAAUUUUUUUAAUAAGGCCUGCUGGUCUAGGACUGUAACUUGUGUUUGGUUUAUCUACUGUAAAGGUAAACUAUUUCGUUUUGUAAAUAGUUACCCCUAAACGGUCGAUGAUAGACGAGGUGGACGAGGUCACGUGAUUGCAUCCUUUUAUUAUGUGCUGUACAUACUGGUAUGUCAUGUUUUGCACUCUUUUUUCAAAAAAUAAAAUACAGUAAGCUUG
Molecule: messenger RNA, 5921 nt
Organism: Ctenopharyngodon idella (grass carp)
Lineage: Eukaryota; Metazoa; Chordata; Actinopteri; Cypriniformes; Xenocyprididae
Gene: sh2d3ca
Product: SH2 domain containing 3Ca
Exons: 14
Coding region: 156-3128 (990 amino acids)
Biological process (GO): small GTPase-mediated signal transduction; positive regulation of peptidyl-serine phosphorylation
Molecular function (GO): guanyl-nucleotide exchange factor activity; phosphotyrosine residue binding
Source: RefSeq, a predicted model, not a curated record